Molecule: messenger RNA, 918 nt
Organism: Theileria annulata
Lineage: Eukaryota; Apicomplexa; Aconoidasida; Piroplasmida; Theileriidae
Product: orotidine 5'-phosphate decarboxylase, putative
Exons: 4
Coding region: 1-918 (305 amino acids)
Biological process (GO): pyrimidine nucleotide biosynthetic process; 'de novo' pyrimidine nucleobase biosynthetic process
Molecular function (GO): orotidine-5'-phosphate decarboxylase activity
Source: RefSeq, a predicted model, not a curated record
AUGGGUUUCUUUGAUAAGGUAGAGGCGAGAAUUAGCUCAAACUCGACCAUUCUUUGCCUAGGUUUGGACCCUAGAGACGAACAGGUGGAAAAAUUUUCCAAAACUGCAGAAUUUGAAAGGCUAUUCCAACUUAAUGUAGAUAAAAAAGAAAAUUGGUAUAAACUUGAUAAAAAUUCUACCUAUGUUAAACUUAAACUCUACUGCCUACACAUUCUUGACAACACACUAGACCAUGUGUGCUGUGUAAAGCCGAAUUUGGCCUUUUUCCUAUCCAGAUUAACUGAUGGAGUUCAGGUUUUGGUAGAGUUGUGUAAUUAUUUAAGGGAAUUAAAUGUUCCGGUACUGCUGGACUGCAAACUUGGCGACAUCGGCACAACGACCGAAUACUACAAGAAGUUUGUGUUUGAGGAGCUCAGAGCAGACUCUUGCACUGUGAACACGCUCCUAGGGUCUGAUGUUCUCAAAUCCUUCUGUUCCGACUCUUCCAAUAAUUUUGUAAAUGACCUUUUCGUGCUCGCCAAAUGCUCCAAUGAGUCAUCACAAGAGUUCCAGUCUGCUCUUUUAAAGGAUGGGACCCCUCUUUAUUUACGUGUGAUUCAACAAUCUGAGAAAUUCCUAGAGAAUAACAGUUGUAACUGUAAGUUUGGCUACGUUGUCGGAUCAAACUGCGUUGAUGAGAUUAGGAGAAUUAGGGAAAGCUAUGAGUGUUAUCUUUUGGUGCCAGGGAUAGGAUCUCAGGGCGGCGACCUGGAACAAACACUAAGAUACGGCCUAAACAAGAACAAGGGAGGCUUAAUUGUGCCCAUCUCCAGAUCAAUCACUGAUACUGAUGUAUGCCUAAAGUUUCUCAUAGUGUUUCAGGACCCGAAUAAAAGCGCUGUAUAUUACAAGAAUCUAAUCAACAAGUAUAUUAAGUAG